Messenger RNA from Argiope bruennichi, 4342 nucleotides. It is a transcript of the gene CycJ, whose product is annotated as cyclin-J-like. The record is from RefSeq and is a predicted model, not a curated record. Gene Ontology annotation, biological process: regulation of cyclin-dependent protein serine/threonine kinase activity; mitotic cell cycle phase transition. The transcript has 5 exons. Lineage: Eukaryota; Metazoa; Arthropoda; Arachnida; Araneae; Araneidae. The coding region runs from base 328 to 1179 and encodes 283 amino acids. Gene Ontology annotation, molecular function: cyclin-dependent protein serine/threonine kinase regulator activity. Gene Ontology annotation, cellular component: cyclin-dependent protein kinase holoenzyme complex; cytoplasm; nucleus.
UGUUUCUUCUCUUCACUCGAACUCGUAGUUUCUUUAUGUUUUGAAAACUUCUCCGAUUUUGAAAUUAGUGAUAAGAAUGCUAGUCGGUUUCUGUCAUAUCUCUUCGACAUACUACAUGUAAAUUUCUGAGUCAUUCGAUUGUGACAUCAUUGUAAACAUAUAUAUCUUACGUCAUGCUUCUUACUAAUUUUCGAUUUCUGUAGAUAUCAACUCAAAGAAACUAAACAGAAUAAUGUUACCUAGCCGAAUUAAAUUCUAUCAAAUGCUACAUUUCUCGUUUCUUCCUUUCUGAAGUUGAAAAUAUAUUGUGUAAGAUAGUGCUUUCUGAUGACAACUGAAGAAGAGUGGUGGAUUGGAGAUUAUGCUGAAGAAAUUCAUGAUUAUCUCCGCCAUAAAGAGCGGAAACGCCUCUUAUUUCGAGGUCAAUCACCUCAGUUGCAUAUGAGAAAGAAAAUGGUAGAAUGGAUGGAUACAGUUUGUCAAAAAUUGAAAUUUUGUACUACAGUACAGCAUCUAGCUGUUUAUCUGUUGGAUAUUUUCAUGGACAAUCAUACUAUUCAUUUUGAUCAUUUACAUAUGGUUAUUAUUGGAUGUUUGAUUGUUGCAGUUAAACUUGAAGAAAAUGACAAUCUCAUACCAAAGAAUAGUGAUUUGAAUGUACUGUUGGGCAACAAGUAUAAGCUGAUUGAAUUUGUCCAGAUGGAAGUGUCUGUCUUAAACUUCUUCAACUGGGAUGUUUUGUUUCCUACAGCUGCUCAUUUUGCUGAAUAUUAUGCAUUGUAUGCUGUGCAGCAAAGUGAUAAACAUGAAAACAAACCUCUGUCAAACUAUGAUCUUGUAAAGGUGUAUGUGCAAAAAUAUAUAGACUAUUUCCUUGAAGUGACUAUUUUGGAUCAUGCAUUUAUUAACCUAGCACCCUCUUUGGUUGCUGCAGCAUGUAUUGCUUCCACACGUGUAUGUUUAACACUAAGUCCUCCCUGGCCAUUGCUAUUGCAGAAAAUAACAUCAUAUAACUACACUCAGUUGAAGCCAUGUGUUGAAUUGCUAUUAAGGGCUCUUGACAUUGACAUGCUGAUGAGUAAGCGGAGUGCUGAAAGAAAAGCCUCGGAUUCUUCACAUUGUUCUAAGACUAAUGGUAGUUCUUCACCAGUGUCUUCAGAUUGCAUGGUUUUGUCGUGAAUAGGUUUCCUUUUUUGAAGUUUAGGAUUCAAGCAUUUUACUAAGAAACUGAACCUCAAUGCAAACUGUCUGUGAUAUUGAUACUGAAGUCAUAUCAACUAAAUAUUGAGACGAUUCCUACUUAACUGUUUACCUCAUUUUAUUUUCAUUUACAGUUCACAUGUUCUGAAAGUCAUACAUAUUGUGCCAAAUGAACCAAGUUUACUUGCUUUCCAUAUAUUAUAAGGAAUCUCGUAGGUUUUUUUUACAGUAUAUAUUUACUUAAACGAUAGUUCCUAUUUACCUUUUAUGAAGACUGAAAUAAAGAAAUAUUCUUAAUAGAUUGUACUGCUAUUUAAUAAAGCAUCCUAUUUUUAUAUGCUGAACAUUUUUUAAAUUUAAAAAAAAAAAAAUCUGAAGUUCAUAUAAUAAUAGCAAUGAAAUAGUAUAAAUAUUUUGUGUUUUGAGACAUAUCUGUACUACAUGCUUGAUUUUUUUGGUAUGUUGAUAGACAUACCCAACUUAUAUAUAUAUUUAUUUAUUUGAAUAUACUGCAAGCAAAGUAAAACUUAAGUUUAUUCAAAGUACCUGAUAAAUAAUUUUUCUUUUCUAAAGAAAAUUCUUUUGAAUUUUUUUUUAUUUAAUCUUAUAUAACUGGAAUGCAAAUUAGCUUGUUUGUAUUUCGGGGUUUUUAAGAUACGACUUGCAAAGUUAAUAUGAAAAAAGUUGUGAAUUGCAGCAAUUACUCUUGUUAUUUGUAAAUUUUAACUUUUUGAGAUGUUUCUAUUAGUAGUAGUUAUUUUUACUUGCACAUUCCUAUUUUCUGUGAGAUUUUCCUUUUAUAUUUGGAAUUCCAUUUUUGAUUUUUGCUGUGUUAGAUUUGUAAAUUUUGAUAGUAUGAUGUAUAUGCUCAAUAUUUUUAUUUAAGACUAGUCUUUCAAAUUAAAAAGUAUAUAAAUAUUGUUUUCUUUUUAGCCAUAAUGCAAAAGUGUACAGUUACUUUAGAAGGUUUUUAAUAUGUAUUUCACAUUCUUCUUGAAACUAUGUAAAAAUUGAUUCCCGAGUAUGAAUAUAAUUAUAUCUUUGUAUCAGAAUGUCGUAGUAUUUGCAGAAGUUUCGGAAAAAAAUUAAAAUUGGUACGAUCCCUCCUCCUUUUCCUAUUUUUUUCUCUUUUUUUGCAAAUGUUUGUUAUAUUUUAUAUUCAUUUUUUUAAAUAUUUGAUAUUCCAUUUGUAUUAAUAUAUUUAUGAAAUUGAUAAAGGGUUCUUUAGAUUUCGUGUAUGUAAUAUUUUAAUAAAUAUAUUUGAAAACCUAUAUAAAAUAAGGUUUGUUAAAAAAGCGGAAAAUAUUAUCAUGUAUGAUUGAGAAUAUAUAUAUAUAAUAAAUGUAAUAUAUUAUUAAUGCAUGAAAUUUAGAAUUGCCUGUUUCCCCCUUUGAACAUUACAUAAAAAUAAAUCAUAGUUACGUAACAUUUGAGUCAUCUAAUUUGCGUUUUAAUAUUUUAUAAGAGAGCUUGCAUAACUGUUUAGAAGUGAUUUUGUUGUUGGCAACAUUUUUCAAUCUGAAGAUUUCUAAUUACAAAAGGUCAUUUGAUCUGUUCUUUAGUUUGGAUAAAUUUUAUCAGAACAAUAAAAUUUAUAAUAUUUUAAUAGUUGUGCAUGUGUUUGUCUCUCAAACAUAAAUUAAACAAAUGAUUUAUGAUAUAUAUUCAAGAAUUCUUAAUUUGAGAAUAUCAUACCAUGAUAAUAGUGUUAAAAGUUUUGACAUCUACUGUACUGUUUGAUUUCUCAUUCUGUGAAUGUUAUGAUUCGAAAUGUUCAAAAUCUUAAUAGAAUGUUUAAUGGAAACUUUUAAGGCAAAAGAAAUUACAGAAGUUUUGUCUUCAGCAAUAAGUAUCAUUUAAGAAAAGUUUUGCUCUAGUGUUUGAUAUGUUUUUCAGUGGAGAGCUGAAUAAUAUUCACUUGCAUUAAAGGACACUUGUACUAUUUUUAUUUCAAAAUCGUUUUCUCCAUCUAGUUUGUAAUAUCAGUAUUAUUUUUUGAGAAAUGAGAUUUUAUUGAAAUUUGUAUUUUGCAAUAUAGAUACUGAUAUGUAUGUUAGUAAUGAAGUGUAUAAUUAAAUUUUCAUGAAAUAUCUCGCUAUUUUGUGAAGUAUUGGAUGGAAUCAAUUUAAAGUUCUUUAGUAAAUUAAUAUAACAUUCAGUAAAGAAAGAUAGCUAGAUGAAUUGUAAAAAAUACUUCCUAAUGAUAACUGUCGUAUAAAAAAAGUUAUUAUUUUGUAACAUUCUUAAUAAAAAAAAAAAUUCAGUUAUUUCUUCCAUUUUUUUUUUGCUCAUGUAUUUGAAAAAAUUCAUCAUUCAAAUUAACAUUUUAAUGUUUUGUACUGUGCCAUGGGAUAGUUAGUUAAAAUUUUAAUUUAAAUAAUUUGAGGCUAAUUUGUUAUUACUUCCUUUUUAUUUAUUAUUAUUAUUAAAUUCCUGUUAUGCAUCAUUAUUCUAUGAAAUAACUAAUAAGUUUUCAUAGAAUACUAACAAGUGUUUAGCUAUAACUGAUUACAUUUGUCAUUUCAUGAAAGAACUGUAUAUUUUAUGAAUUUUACUACUUAAAUGAAGAUAUAUACUAAAAGAGGAAUCAUUACUUAUUUUUUUAUUUUUAUAAUAUUAGCCAAAAGCUGUUUCUUUUCUUUUUUUUAAUAGCAUAUUUUUAUUGGACAUUUCUGAUUUGAAAAAUCAUCUAAUUAUCUUAAAUAGUUUGUCAUAAGAAUUUUAUAAACAAGGAGGUUAUAUGCAUAUAUUCCAUAUUGUGUUUUGAAAUGUGUCCAUAAUUCUUAUUUGUUUUGUAUUAAAAAAUAUAUAUAUAUUGCCGAAAAAACAUUUUUCUUAUCCAGAAAUAAAUGUUUCUGUAAAUUUGUAAAAGCGAAUUGCUCACUGAAUGUGGAACAUCAUUAACAGGGUACUUGAGUGUAAUAUAUAGAUAUAUUAAUAUAUAAUAUACAUAUUUCCUUAUUUUAGUACAAAUAUUUUUGAUAUUUUGAAAUUUUAUUUAUUUUGGAAGUGUAAAAAGUCAUCAAACAGUGCCUUACUGAAGUAUAUUGGAAGAAUACAUUCCACUUUGCUUUGGAACAUUUGUAAAUUAUGUACUACUCGUGUCUUGCACAAUCCAUGAUAUACUAAUAAAAUAAAAUAU